GUUCCCUACUUAUAACUUGAGAUCGAGAGACCACGCCUUGUAACACUUACAUUGAAGAUGUCAGGCCUCGAUAGCGUUCAGUACCCGUCCUCGAACCUCCAGGGUUCAUAUGGAUGGACAGAUACCCUCAAGGGUGUAUACUACGGACCUGGCUCGCUUGCUACGGCUUUGCCAAAGUUACUUCAGACAUUAGGGGGGACGAAGGCACUCGUCGUCACAGGGAGAAGCCUGCACGAUAAGACCGAUGUCGUGAAGAAGGUCGAGAAUGUCUUGAAACAACACAACGCGUACGGCGGCACGUUCUACGAGAUCGGACAGCACUCUCCCGUCUCUGGCAUCCACAACGGCCUUAAGGCGUUCAAAGAUGCCAGUGCCGACAUUAUUGUGUCAGUCGGUGGCGGCUCGCCUAUCGACGCCUCGAAGGCGAUCCUCUAUUUCUACCAGCAAGAAAAGGGCGGGGAUUAUCUCCGGCAGAUCGCGAUCCCGACCACGUUGAGCGCGGCCGAAUACACCGUUGGUGCUGGGUACACGAACGAAGAGGGAAAGAAGGUAGCUGUGAGCUCGCCCCAAUUGGCACCUGCAGGCAUCAUCCUUGAUGCUGAGCUGACCCUUGCUACUCCUGAUCGGCUUUGGCUGUCCACCGGAAUGCGUGCUGUCGAUCACGCUGUUGAGAAUCUCUACAGGCCUCUCGUACCUCCGCCCAUCAAAUACCUCUGCUUCGCCGCGUUAGCAGAUCUCUUCGAGUAUCUACCCAAGUCCAAGGCCAGCCCGCAGGACAUUAAUGUUCGACAGAAACUUCAGAUUGCUUCGUGGAUGAGUCUAUGGCCGCUCAAGCUUGAGAAGUACAGUGCUCUAGGUCUGUCCCACGCCUUGGGACACAAGCUGGGUGCAACGUACAGCAUUCCACAUGGCAUCACAUCCUGCCUUACCCUGGGGCCGACAGUAGCGUUGAAAGCGCAAGUCGCUUCCCAAGAAGACAAAGAAUGGCUGUCCAAGGCUCUCUUCUACCUACGCGAGCAGAACACAGGCUCCCUAGAGGGCGAUGUACUGAAGCUUUCUGGCUUGAUCAACGGACUCGUCAAGGAGCUAGGACUUGAAUCAAAUCUGGAGGAGUACAAGGUGCCCCGCACCGAUGUUCCGAAGAUUGCUGAGCUUGCUGUGGGCAGCAAGGAUGAUCCGACAUUCCCGGGGGUGGUGAAGCUGCUCGAGGGCCUGUACCCCAACUGAGGUGCUCUCGGUGCUUGGCUGACGUAUCGGUGCCCUUCAGGCCAAAUGAAUGGAAAUACUGCAUGUAUCAUUGGAUGUAUAGUACAUUGAGAAGUAGGGAUCACGCCAUUCAAAGAGGCGAUAUCG
Messenger RNA from Postia placenta MAD-698-R-SB12, 1353 nucleotides. RefSeq lists its product as hypothetical. The record is from RefSeq and is a predicted model, not a curated record. The transcript has 8 exons. NCBI's taxonomy places the organism in Eukaryota, Fungi, Basidiomycota, Agaricomycetes, Polyporales, Adustoporiaceae. Gene Ontology annotation, cellular component: mitochondrion. The coding region runs from base 58 to 1227 and encodes 389 amino acids. Gene Ontology annotation, molecular function: metal ion binding; alcohol dehydrogenase (NAD+) activity.